Lottia gigantea (owl limpet) is the source of this 501-nucleotide messenger RNA. RefSeq lists its product as hypothetical. The record is from RefSeq and is a predicted model, not a curated record. The coding region runs from base 1 to 501 and encodes 166 amino acids. NCBI's taxonomy places the organism in Eukaryota, Metazoa, Mollusca, Gastropoda, Lottiidae. The transcript has 2 exons.
AUGGAUUUACAGCAACCGUUGAAGUAUAUUCUGUUCAAGAUUUUACGUUCCUCCAAGGUAAAAGUUGAUUCAAUAUUCUUCACACAAAAAUCAGAAACAUCUAAUCAAUUUAACGCUUAUAAAGUUCUUCGGUUUAUCAAUGGUAGAGAAAAUGUAGAAACUAAAGAAUUUGAAAUUAACGAUGAAAACAGUAAGGUUUUUCCCUACUUAUAUGAAAUUAAAACAAAUGGAAAAUAUAUAGAUAGGUUUAGAAUGUUAAUUUUACCAGAUAAAGAAGAUGAGGUGUUUGGAUUGGGUAAAUUCCAUAUGAUAUUGGAGACGGAAACUCCACCAUCAGUAAGUAUUAUUAGAAAACCAGAACCACAAAAUAAAGGGGAAACAAGGAGUUAUGAGUUUUUACGAACAUCAACAGACUUUGAAUAUGUAAAACUAUAUUUUGUUAAUACUGAUUUAUUUACCUCAAUUGAUAUUCAUAAAAAUAAAAAUAUAACAAAUUUAUAA